CUCAGCUAAAUAAACACAUACACAUAUAUAUAUAAAUAUAUAUCGAAAGUGGAUUUGUGAGUGAGUUUGUGUCUUUGCUGUAUGAAGCAAAAGGGAAGAGGCUUCAACCGUAGAUCAAGAAGCUUUUCUCGAUCUCGUCGAGCCAUUGAGGGUUCUUAGAAAUUUCAUCAUUUUUAUAAAAAUUAAAAAAAAAAAAAUCCCCACUUCGAAAUAUAAUCAUAAUUUGGAAUAGUAAAUCCAAACAAAGCUCUAAUUUUAUAUUAUUGAUAUUAAUUUGUUCCAUCUUGGAACUAUAAUGGGUUCUGCUGCUGCCUAUGAAAACAAUGUGUUUGAAGAGCGUGAAAUACAAAGGAGUUACUGGAAAGAACACUCUGCAGAUUUGACAGUGGAAGCCAUGAUGCUUGACUCCAAAGCUUCUGAUCUUGAUAAAGAAGAACGACCAGAGGUCUUAUCUCUGCUUCCGCCGUACGAGGGCAAGUCGGUGGUGGAGCUCGGAGCCGGAAUUGGUCGAUUCACCGGCGAAUUGGCUCAGAAGGCUGGCCAACUUAUUGCUCUAGAUUUCAUUGAAGAUGUCAUCAAAAAGAAUGAAGAGAUUAAUGGGCACUACAAGAAUGUGAAGUUUAUGUGUGCUGAUGUUAUGUCACCUGAUUUGAACAUCUCUCAUGGGUCGGUGGACUUGAUUUUCUCAAAUUGGCUUCUCAUGUAUUUAUCUGAUCAAGAGGUUGAGAAAUUGGCAGAAAGAUUGGUGAAAUGGUUGAAGGUGGGUGGGUUCAUUUUCUUCAGAGAGUCUUGUUUUCAUCGAUCUGGAGAUUCUAAGAGAAAAUAUAAUCCCACCCAUUACCGUGAGCCAAGAUUCUAUACCAAGGUGUUCAAAGAGUGUCACACUCGAGAUGAAUCAGGAAAUUGCUAUGAACUUUCUCUCGUGGGCUGUAAAUGUAUUGGAGCUUAUGUCCGAAACAAGAAGAACCAAAAUCAGAUUUGUUGGACAUGGCAAAAAGUGAGCUCAGAGGAUGACAGAGGUUUCCAGAAAUUCUUGGACAAUGUUCAGUACAAAUGUAGUGGUAUUCUUCGUUAUGAACGAGUGUUUGGACCAGGUUAUGUCAGCACUGGUGGCUUCGAAACAACUAGGGAAUUUGUGGAAAAGCUUGACCUUAAGCCUGGGCAGAGAGUUUUAGAUGUUGGGUGUGGUAUUGGAGGAGGAGACUUCUAUAUGGCUGAGAACUUUGAUGUUGAAGUUGUGGGCAUUGACCUUUCGGUUAAUAUGAUCUCUCUUGCUCUUGAACGAGCCACUGGACUUAAGUGCUCUGUUGAGUUUGAAGUGGCUGAUUGCACCAAAAAAACUUACCCUGAUAAUUCAUUUGAUGUGAUAUACAGUCGGGACACCAUAUUACACAUUCAAGACAAACCGGCAUUGUUUAGAUCAUUCUACAAGUGGUUGAAGCCCGGAGGAAAGGUUCUCAUCAGUGAUUACUGCAAGAGUGCAGGAACUCCUUCUACGGAAUUUUCUAACUAUAUUAAGCAAAGAGGAUAUGAUCUUCAUGAUGUAGAAGCAUAUGGGCAGAUGCUUAGAGAUGCUGGCUUUGAAGAUGUCAUUGCAGAAGAUCGCAGUGAUCUGUUCAUUGCAGUUCUGCAGCGGGAACUUGAUGCUGUCGAAAAAGAGAAGGAUGAAUUCAUUAGCGAUUUCUCUGAAGAAGACUAUAAUGACAUAGUUGGAGGGUGGAACGCAAAGCUUAUUAGGAGCACAUCUGGGGAGCAGAGAUGGGGCCUCUUCAUUGCCAAUAAAAAGUGAAUCUAAUGUCUGAAAGUUGCCAUUAUAUAUGCUUGAAUUGGCUUGAAUUUAUAAAUUUAUAAUCUGUAGUAUUCUAUAUGAAUUUCUUGAUGUUGUGUGAUCCUUCCUAUAUAUCUUUCGUGGUAUAUGCCUCUAUGGGGCCUAAAUAUACCCAUAUUACCUAUGUUUUCAGUGACUAUGUGAAUGUUUUUAUUAUCUCUUGAUAAUAAUAAGAACAAGGGUUGGUAAUGUAUGAAUAUCUGGGAA
This is a messenger RNA of Humulus lupulus (European hop), 2035 nucleotides long. RefSeq names its product phosphoethanolamine N-methyltransferase 2. Gene Ontology annotation, molecular function: phosphoethanolamine N-methyltransferase activity. Gene Ontology annotation, biological process: phosphatidylcholine biosynthetic process. The record is from RefSeq and is a predicted model, not a curated record. Lineage: Eukaryota; Viridiplantae; Streptophyta; Magnoliopsida; Rosales; Cannabaceae. The coding region runs from base 296 to 1789 and encodes 497 amino acids. The transcript is spliced from 12 exons.